AGCAUUGGCGCGCGGCCUGCCGUCGCGGUCGGUCGCCUCUCGCCAUGCCAUAGUCAAUCCACGCUUCUCUUUCCUUCUCUCCUAGUAACUAAUACGUAUCAUGCAUUCUCUAUUGUAAAACUGGUGCUCAAAUAACAUAUAUUUUUAUAUACGGACGUUAUGGAGAGUUGUUGAUAGGUUUAGAUUAUAUUUUUGGUAUAGAAGUGAUAGAACCGCCAAGAUGAAUUUUAUCGGCGCGGUCGGCGGCGACGGAGAUGACAGCGACGACAAGGAGAAGGAGGAGGAGGCGGAACGCGAACGACAGGAGGCCAUCCGCGAGGCGGAGGAGCGGCGCAAGGAGAAACACCGCAAGAUGGAGGAAGAGAGAGAGAAGAUGCGCCAAGAGAUAAGGGACAAGUACAAAAUCCCCAAGAAAGAGGAGGUGGUGGAACAGCAACAGCAGGAGCCCGACAACCCCCUUAUGAGGAAGAAGAAGACGCCCGAGGAGCUGGCGGCCGAGGCGGAGCUAGAAGACCAGGAUGAAUUUACUAAAUUGAAAAACACCAUCGAAACGCAAGUUAACGAACUAAAAUCGCAGAUCGAGAGUAAGUGCGUGAUGCAGUGAGCGCGCAGCGCUGGCGCCGGCGACAAGAUGGCUGCCGUCGCAAAAUGGCCGCCACCACAAAAUGGCCGCCGCAUGGCGCCACGUUUAUUAUUAUAUUAACCGAAUACAUGAUGUAGCUGUGCUAAGGUCACUGUUACGAUGUUUCACCCAAACACAUCUCCCUCCCGCCCAGGACGAUUUCGUUCGGAUAAUCAUUCGCGCUCAAAUUCGUAGGAGAGAUUCGAAUUCUAAAUUUUUUCGGAACGUAGUUGGCUAGAGGCGCGUUGGUGCUUGAUAAUAAGCAAUAAUAUUUUUAUACAUUCAUAAAAGUUAAUGUGAGCCCUCGAUCAACCGAUAUGUACUUAAAGCGCGUUCCAGCAAGGUCAAAAAGUCAUUGCCGCAGCGGCGCUCGUGCGUAAGCGUGCGUGCCGUGCGUGAUCCGUGCGUGCGUGACCCGUGCGUGUGUGCGCGUGCACGCACCGCGUCGCGGCGGCCCGUGUGAAAUGUGAAACAUACCAGUUUUAUAUGUUGACGCUUGUGAUAUAUUGUUAUUUAAGUGUAAAGAGGAAAUAAUAUAAAAUACAACUAGACGAAACGGUGUAUUAUUAUUAAAGAGGGAAAUAAGUAAUAUAGGAAGACUUAGCACGCGUGUAGUUGUUUCAAUACUCGACUGUGUUUACGAUACUUCUCUCUCUCUCUGCCAGCGGCUACAUUGAAAUAACAAUGUAUUAGGUCUUUACGGAUAUUUGUUUCAUCCAAAUUCCCCGGCCUCGGUCGGAUCGCUCCUUCGCGACUUCAACUAUUGCCUCGACUCUCUUGCAUGCGUGCUUUUGCAGUGUUACUCGGUGUUGUGUCUGUGUAUUCAGUUUAGGUGUACCUGUAACCGACCUAGCCUUAUUGUCCACAUCGAACAUAUAAUAGGAACCGCGCGGAUCGCCGCCCUUGUCCAUUUUGUUCUGCAUGCCUUUAAUAUAAGAUCGAUGUUCGUUUAGAGUAAUGUAAAGUUGUAGAUAUCAGAGACCCACACAUCGCGUUUACGUUCAGGCACGCGACGGUCGAAUCUAAUGUUUUAUCGAUGUUUUAAUGCUUAGGGAUAUAAUGUUACGUAGUGAGAGCGAAUUCUUCGAGCGAUCUUGCCCUUUGGUGCGACAGUUUGAACACUUUGAACGGCGAAGUACGACCGAGAAGGACACAGAGCCGGUUGUUCGGAUAAUUAUCUCCACGUAUAACGCUGCAAAUGCAAAAGAUUUGUUAUCGUCAAAAGCUGUGAUAUAUAAAUAAUAAACAAACGCUAGGCCGGCGCCGAGCGAAACACUUCUCUGGUAAUAGCUUCCUUCGACUUCGAUCACGCAUACCGGUCUCUCUUCUAGGACUGUGAUCGCUUCGCAUUCGAUCAGCACAUCAUGUAUUUACACUAAAACAGCGUUCAUCCGUUCUAUAACAUCACGCUUUAGAUCUAAACUAUCAUUUCUUUCUACUUCCUUUCUGCGUUUCCUUUAAGUACCUAUCUAUACUGUAUUCUGGUCAAUUAUAUCCUACCUUCAAUAUCUAUUGCGAAAUCAGAAAUACUAUUCAAUAUACACACACAUGUAAAUAUUAAAAUACAACAAUAAUUUCUGAUUAUUUAUCGAGAAUGCUACUCUAUUUUCUGAUGUAUAAGAAUCAAUAUUUUCUCGCACUCUACUGCACACAUAUGUAUAUUUUCAUAGCUUGUUUCGAUAGGACCUAAUUUCGAGCACGCAUAGCAUUAGCUCUUGCAACAUGAACAUGAAACCACAAUUAUGUCCUGAUUCAUUGAUCUGUUGGACAACUGAUGGGCAUCGCUUCUCUGAGCUCCCGUCCAUACUUGCAAACAUCACUCUCUUAAAACUAAUGUAUAUCUUUGUAUUUCACGUUGUAUGUGUGACUAGCUUAGGUUUAUCAUCAGACGUGGGAUUUUAGGGAGCAAAAUUAAAUAACAGGUGAGGAGUUCCUAUAUCGACAAAAUUACCGAUGCUUUUAUGAACUCCCUGCCUAUCAUUUAACUUUGCCCCCUAAAAUCCAAUGUUUGUUUAUCAUAUUACAACAGAUAGUUCUAUGUAUGUGCAUGGCAAUCAUAGUUAAAGGUUGUUUGUAGCUAUUCGGAAUAAACAAUAAUAGAUAUAAGAUUCAGUCGGACCUGUCGAUUUUGAUAUCAUUUUGACACGACCAAUGUUCCAAAGUUCACCUCUGAGCUCUCCUUGUAUCUUAAUGUUAGUUGCCACUUCUAUAUCAAGAAGCUAUCGAGUAUAUACCUAUAUAUAGUACCCUUGUCUGUGCGUCUAUCUUCGAUCUAAUAGUAGGUAGUUUCUAGCCUGUGCUCUUCGUUGUUGAUUCCCGUUUAAAGUAGUAAUAGUGCUAGCAGAAGGAUUAUUUUGGUACGUAGAUACUUGACUAUCGCUACUGUCACUAAUGUAAAACUAUAA
Molecule: messenger RNA, 3027 nt
Organism: Cydia amplana
Lineage: Eukaryota; Metazoa; Arthropoda; Insecta; Lepidoptera; Tortricidae
Gene: cpx
Product: complexin
Exons: 4
Coding region: 221-604 (127 amino acids)
Biological process (GO): synaptic vesicle exocytosis; neurotransmitter transport; regulation of neurotransmitter secretion
Cellular component (GO): SNARE complex; terminal bouton
Molecular function (GO): syntaxin binding
Source: RefSeq, a predicted model, not a curated record